Molecule: messenger RNA, 1236 nt
Organism: Talaromyces atroroseus
Lineage: Eukaryota; Fungi; Ascomycota; Eurotiomycetes; Eurotiales; Trichocomaceae
Exons: 5
Coding region: 1-1236 (411 amino acids)
Biological process (GO): protein N-linked glycosylation; cell wall mannoprotein biosynthetic process
Cellular component (GO): mannan polymerase complex
Molecular function (GO): alpha-1,6-mannosyltransferase activity
Source: RefSeq, a predicted model, not a curated record
AUGUUGCUUCCCAAGGGUGGCGUGAAUUGGAAGGCGGCUCGCGCGAGAUUACCGCCAUGGCGAGCGAUCAUAGUCUUGUUAACUCGCACCCGGUUCCUGGUCUCGAUUGCCGUCACGGGGCUGGUCAUUCUUUUAUGGCGCGGCAUUAGUAGUUCGGCCGCGGAAAUGCAAAGCUUUUAUUGCUACGGGCCUUCAAAAUCGCCAAUGCACAUGACAAUCAAUGAAAUGAACGAGUGGAACGCACAUUUACAAACUCCUGUAAACUUCAACCACCAUGAACCGUACGACGUGAACUCAACCUCAAUAUCGCUCGUCGAUCUCAAUCCUAUCAAGUCAUCACCUAAAGCCGCUGCCAACGGAGAACGGGUCUUGAUUCUCACGCCGCUACGCGAUGCAUCCCCUUACCUCCCAAAGUAUUUCGACCUCCUUUCUGAAUUGACGUAUCCCCACGACCUCAUUGAUCUUGCCUUCCUAGUCGGUGACUCGACAGAUGACACUCUUGCGGUUCUCAGCUCUGAACUCAAUCGGAUUCAGGACCAGGUUGAGGAGAAGAUUGCUUUCCGUAGCGCCACCAUUGUCCAGAAGGACUUUGGCUCUGACAUUGAUAUGGAAGUCACAGAGAAGCAUUCGUUUGAAGCCCAAGGGCCGCGCCGCAAAUCCAUUGCGCGCGCUCGCAAUUUCCUCCUCUACUCUGCCUUGAAGCCCGAUCAUUCUUGGGUCUACUGGAGGGAUGUUGACAUUGUCGACAGCCCGAAGAAGAUUUUGGAGGACUUUAUGGCCCAUGACAAAGAUAUCCUCGUUCCCAACAUCUGGUUCCAUCGUUACGAGAAUGGAAUUGAUAUCGAGGGUAAAUUCGACUACAACUCCUGGAUCGAGUCAGAUAAGGGCCGUCGGCUUGCCGACUCCCUUCCUAAAGACACAAUUCUGGCCGAAGGCUACAAGGAAUUCGACACAGGUCGCACGUAUCUGGUGAAAUUUGGUGAUUGGCGAAAGAACAAGGACGAAGAAAUUGAGCUCGACGGGGUGGGAGGAGUGAAUAUUUUGGUGAAGGCUGAUGUCCACCGAGCUGGCAUCAACUUCCCUGCCUAUGCAUUUGAGAACCAAGCCGAGACCGAGGGAUUCGCUAAGAUGGCUAAGCGAGCUGGCUACCAAGUAGUCGGUCUUCCCAACUACGUUGUCUGGCACAUUGAUACCGAAGAGAAGCCCGGUAACCUUGGCGGGCGCAAAGCAUAUUGA